Messenger RNA from Vitrella brassicaformis, 1808 nucleotides. Lineage: Eukaryota; Vitrellaceae. The record is from the annotation of a GenBank genome assembly.
CGUUGGUCUGUCUGUCUGUCUGUCGUGUGAACCGGAUGACUGAGAAUGAAGACAUUUGGCACCAUGUGGUAUCGAUCGUCGAUGCUCCAGGAAUAUUAUGGUCAGGUGUUCGUGUCAUCACAUGCGAACAUGGCACAGGAAGCUCAGUCCUCCGCCCGUCCGCGCGGAUUGAUGAACGGAACGGUCACCUCCCACCACAGCUCUAUUGCUAGAGGCUGUGGCGGUGCCUAACCAUUCCAUUCGACAAUCCGCACGUACGAGGAAUUUUGCUUCCGAGAACUUGUGCACGCACGUCGUGUUUGCUUCAAACCAUCAUGCAGCAAAUCACGUCAUGUACGGUGACUGCACUCCUCUCUCUCUGUGUACACUUCUGCACAACGCGCCGGCUGAGCCGGCAAACAAAUCGACACACAUGGAAUUCAUGAACAGAAGACUCAGCCCCCCAGCCCAUCAAGACAAUUGGUCAGUCAGCAUCCAAAAGUCAAGUCAGACGCCGUCCAAAGGCAAAAUGCAAAACUCUCCCCACAUCUCUCCUUUAUCCCCCUCACGCACCCGGCUUGCUGUCCGUAUCAUUCGCCGCACCAGAGGGCGCUCCUUCACCGGCACCAGGCGUAGGUGGCUCAGACAGACGCAGACGCUUCACACGAGCACUGCAUUGAGGACACCAGACACGCACAUAGAGGGAACAAUAUGAGUGCAGUCUGGAUGGAUGGAUAUGUGUGUUGUGUGUCGUCGUACUGACCCAUUUUCGUCAUGGUCGGUCUGUGUGGUCGCGAAGGGCUCCCUCGUGUCCUUGGGAGCAUCAGAUGAGUCCACCUUGACAGGCGAGCUAACGUCGACGUCGUCACUCUGACCGAUCUCGCGAGUGCCCGGCACGCACACCUUGUCGAAGAACUGCUGCACAACUGUCAGCACCUCACUGCGAUGGCUCUCGGGGUCGACCUUGCUGCCUGUCAGAUCUGAUCAGACACGCAAAGAUGCAGCACGUCAGAGUGUGUGUAUCAACAGCUGCGCGGUGGCGUCUUGCAGUGACUCACACACCUGCCUGGACGCCGAUCAGAAACAGCUUGCCGCUAAUCAUCAUGGGCGACAUGUGGAGUAGGUUCCAGAAGGUGGUGCCGUCCGACCGUUUGUUCCACACCUUGGUGACCAGGUCCUCCACCUUGAGCUUGUCCUCUGACGCCUUGACCUCGUUGAUCCACCGCCGGAUCCGCUGAAUCGUUGGCCGAUCUGUGUCCUCACACUGCAUGACUGAACACAACACACCCACAAGGGCAGGCGAACCAAUGCACAGAGGUCUCGCUGGGCUGUGUGCUCGUGUUUGUCCUACAGCGGCAGUUUCUUCCGAGAAUGUCGGCCAUGGGGAAACCAAAGAGCGAAGCCACGCCCUGGCUGGCAGCGACGAUGGGCUCGUCAGGCAGCGAAGGGUCACACACCACGGUCGAAAACUGCAGCCCGCUGACGCCGCCACUGGCGUCUUGCAGGACCGAUCUGACGUCCACGGCGUCAUCCUUGAGCGUGUUCUUCAUCUUGCGCUCGGAAAUCCUGGCAAGCGCAUCAAUUCUCCUCGCCACCUCACCAUCUUCGACCACCUUGACCAUUUCAUCGCGCAGCGCCGUCGGGUCUGCACACCCGCCACAGCCACAGAGGAAUAUGUGACAGAUAUAUGUGUCCGAGAAAUCCGAAUGACUCCACCUCCGAUUUGCCUGACGUCGAACUCAUCAGCUUGGAGCCGGACUCGCUUACGCGACUGCCGCUUGAAGCCACUCAUGCUCGCACACCCUUCCUGCAUCUUUUUUUCUGCAACA